Messenger RNA from Cyclopterus lumpus (lumpfish), 2063 nucleotides. Its product is annotated as CDGSH iron-sulfur domain-containing protein 3, mitochondrial-like. The transcript is spliced from 3 exons. The record is from RefSeq and is a predicted model, not a curated record. Gene Ontology annotation, molecular function: 2 iron, 2 sulfur cluster binding. Gene Ontology annotation, cellular component: intracellular membrane-bounded organelle. NCBI's taxonomy places the organism in Eukaryota, Metazoa, Chordata, Actinopteri, Perciformes, Cyclopteridae. Bases 320 to 709 code for a protein of 129 amino acids.
CACUAUAUAAAACAUAUUGGUACAUGACAUUUAAAUAUUAAAUGGUAAACUGGUCCUGCAGUGUUUUGGACGAUAAAUCAAUUCAGUCUGCGACUGACCGACGUCCGCCUCAGGAUUGGUUCAGCUACGUACACGUGACUCGACAGGAAGUGAUGUAGGUUGUUAUAUUAUGCAGUAUUUCCAAAGUAUUCGCACUGAUACUCGUUUCUGUUUGUUUGACAGUUUCUAUUUCCUGUAGCUGUAAAGUAAUUGUGACUUUACGUCCACUGUUGUUUGUAGCGCGCGCUCCUUUGAGCAGCACCUAGGUUGCAUUGAAAACAUGAACACGUUGGUGACCAAAUUAGACCACAAAUGGAUCCAUUUAACCCUGCGGCAACCUUGGAUAACAGCUGUGGCGGCUUCUAAGGUCCAGCUCUCCACACUUCCUCCAGAACCGGUCGUCCCCUCUAAGAAGCCUUUCAAAGUGGACCUAGUUGCUGGAAAGCGUUACUCAUGGUGCACCUGUGGACACAGCAAGAAUCAGCCUUUCUGCAACGGAGCCCACAAGACCAAAGCCCAAGGCUUGUCCCCGCUACGCUUUGUCCCCGAGAAAGACGUAACAGUUUGGUUGUGUGGUUGCAAGUAUUCAAACAACCCACCUUACUGUGACGGCACGCACAAGCAGGACUUCAUUGUUUCUGCCACAUUACAUGAACAAACGUACUCUUGAAAAGGACGGCAGAGAGGAAUUUGAACAGAGUAUUUAUGUUGCUGUUGCACUCACAUUUCUGUACAUCGUUGCACUCUUAUCAUCGCAGCGCCCGUAAACUGAUCAAGCUUGGAUCUUGUCUCGUCAGUAUUCCUCUCAGUGCUUACGAGGUGAACUCCACAGCUCACAACUUAAAUUGUCCUUGCUUUGUCUUUCUAUAGGAGAGACAAUGUUGCAUUAACGACAGAGUUGGCCGAUAUUCUGUGAUACAAUAGAGAUUUGUUUAAAAAGAGAGAUUUUGCCAUACUGUUUAUAUUCAGGUGGCUACAAGAUCUUCGUUUUAUUAGGCCAUUGUGGGCAAUGUUGCAUAUAAAUGGUACUUGAAGUCCAUAUAAAAGGACGUUAAAAAGGGGUUGACUAGCAUUAUGGUUAAAAUGUUUAUCUAUAGGCUGCUUUUACAAGCGAAAACUGUCCUUGUAGAAAUCGUACUGUGAAGUGUGUUCACGAAGCAAUGUAUAAUUUCAUCCUAUCAUUGUGAUGGUGUGUAACAACUACAAUCUGUCAGGGCCAGAGAGGGAGCAGCUUCUCCAUAUAUAAAUGCCAUUUUCUUUUCCUGUUUAACUUUUGGGAGAUCAUUUUAUUUUGUUUGUAAAAUAUUAAGACAUAAACAGUCACUUGAGUUGCCAGUUUGGGUUAACCUGUCCAUGAUAAUGUUGUCAAAUAUAAAAACAAAACAAAACAAAAAAAUGAUGAUGCCCUGUAAUAUUGGAGACAAACUUUCCUCUACACAGAGCCUUGAUAUUGACAAUGUGAAGUACUGCACGCAGAAACGAUUGAAAAACAUUUUGAUAAGAGAAGACCCAACUGUCUAUCAUCCAGCAGGUGGCUGUGCUUGUGAGCUACUGACAUGUUGCUGUAUGUGCACACAGUGAAUAUCUGCCAAAAUCAUGUGUUCAGAUUCAGAACAGGCUGCUUGAGUAAAACGUAUGUAACUUGACAGAAAUGCCUUUAAAUGUUUGUGCUGAUACUUCCCCCUAUGCCUCAUUCUGGUAGGCAGGGGGCAUGGUCUUUUAUUUGUCACAUGACUUUCAUCAUAUGUCAGUUAUAUCAUCUUAAAAAGAGAACAGCUGAAUGUCCAACCACCAAAAAAGGGAAUCUUAUCAUUGAAAAAGGUUGGGAAACAUUAACAUGCAUUAUGGCAUGUUUUAGUCUCUUUAAUCAUUCCUGUUCGGUUUCAGUUUAUUACUUAGAAACUACAUGUGGUUUGAUGUUUUCAAUGUAUAAAUCUAAAUAUUUAAACAUUGGUUGUUCUUCCAAGAUAAUGGAGUAACAUUAACAUUUUAAGGUCACUCAUUGCACACACACACACACACAC